This is a messenger RNA of Paramecium sonneborni, 441 nucleotides long. The record is from the annotation of a GenBank genome assembly. Lineage: Eukaryota; Ciliophora; Oligohymenophorea; Peniculida; Parameciidae.
AUGUUUUAAAUUGGAUUGAAUCAUCAUUAUUUACCCCCUUAAAAGUUUUUGCAAUUAUUAUUUCCUUUACUUUUUUCUAUUAUCUUAUUGCAAAAAAUACGACCAUAUAUUGAUAUUUAUAAUGUAUAAUGUCAAUCAAAUCAAAUUAGCUAUUUUUUUACCUCAAUUAUACAAAAGACAGAAAGUUCAAAUUUGCUUUCAUUAAAGGUAAAAUGUUAAAAUCUUAUUAUUUUAUAUAAAGCAAGAUUAAGAGCUUCAUUAAAUCAUUUGUAUAUAGCAACAUAUAUAGUUUUUACUGAAUUUAGAAAAUAAGAUUAAGCUGAAUUUCAUAAUUUAAUAAAGAAUUCAUUUUAAAUUAUUUGUUUUUAGGGUUGUAAUUUAAGAUAACAUUAAAAUGAGAACCAUGAAUUUUUGAGAACAAUUAAAGAAGGUUUAAUAUGA